Messenger RNA from Cyclopterus lumpus (lumpfish), 4331 nucleotides. RefSeq lists its product as uncharacterized. Bases 194 to 3946 code for a protein of 1250 amino acids. Gene Ontology annotation, biological process: septin ring organization; actomyosin contractile ring assembly; mitotic cytokinesis. Lineage: Eukaryota; Metazoa; Chordata; Actinopteri; Perciformes; Cyclopteridae. The record is from RefSeq and is a predicted model, not a curated record. Gene Ontology annotation, cellular component: actomyosin contractile ring. The transcript has 24 exons.
GGCCUCCUCCAGAGUACUUACGGUACUCCGGUUGUAUGCGCGUCAGAAGCGACCGAAGACCCGCUGAAAUUCAAAGUUGAAGGAGGAGACUCACCGGAAGCAUCAAACAAUCAGUAACUCGUUUCUUGGUCUCUGUCAGUUCACCCGUUUCACACACGCUGUAGUUUAACACAGUACUUAUUUUCAGCUCAGCAUGGAGGCUGGCGAAGACGCCAACUUGAAGAGACAGAGAGCGCCUCUGUCUGAUUCUGAAGACGGUGUCCUCUCCCCAUCAGAAGGGAAUGAUGGCCAGAAGCGGCGGCGUCUAGAGGCAGCCGGUCAGGAGAAUCGCAGUCCGAAACCAUCCUCCUCCAGACGCCUGGCUGAGCUUGGCACAAAGCCGGACACGCCCAUGGUUCCUUCAGUCCGGUCCAGAGUCCAGCAACUUACCCAGAGACGAGAGGGGGGAGCUCCUCUUGCCCAGCGGUGCCUCUCAGAUCCUGGGACUAACAGCCCAUCACUCAUCAUCCAUCAAAUGGGCUUCAGAGGGCAUAUCCUAGGUCAGGGAGAGUUCAAUCAGCGCAUGGAGCGUUUUAAAGUGCCGGUCUUCGAAGCUGGUCCCACCCCCGCACCGAGCCCUGCCAGUGCCUCCCCGCGGACCCGCUCCAACGUUGUGUCUGCCAUUCAGCAGAAACUCCACGGCACUCCAGCACCAAGCUCCAAGCAGGCUUCUCUCAUUCGCCAGGAACGGGAAGAGGAGUUGAGCCAGUUGCCUUUCCAACCAAUCAGUGAGAACGCUUGGCUGAAAAGGAGCAGCUCCUAUCCCUCGUUAUCUCAGCAGAUAGAUGGUGACGCUGAGAUGAAAGAUGGCAGCUUUACUGAUGCUACAUCUACAUCAUGUGCAGAGAAGCAAUCUUCAGAUGGGACAGGUGAAAGGGCACCCGGUGACUCUGAAGCUCUCGUAGAGCUUGACAACUCUCAUGAAGCUGGGCAGCUGAACGCUGGACGGACGGAGCUAAAUCCUCAUCGAGGUGAUGAAGUCAUGGAGGAUGAAGGAAGUAAGGAAAGGCAGCCAGAGACCCAACAACCACAGGCCCAGACUGUCUUGAAGUUGUCGUUUAGUGAGGAUCAGAGUUUUUCCAAAGUACCUUUGAGUGACGACCAGAACAUGUCAGAGUUGUCUACAGGUGAUGAGCAAAGCUCACUAGAAUCCACUCGGACGGAAGCCGAUGAGGUUUCCGUAGUAACUGAAGAGGCGUUUUCAUAUGAAGAAAGAGAUGGCUCUUCAUACAGCGAAGGGGGGGUUGAGCCUUCAACAGAUGAGGAGUUAAGGUUGUGGAGAUAUCCUCUAGACGAGGAAGAGUCUAUCGUAGCUGGAGAACAGGAGGAAGAAGAGUGUGUUGGAGAGUUGGACUCAUCCAGAGUGGAAAAAGGUAAACGAGGCUGUGUUGUCGAUCACAGUGAACCCUCUCACAUCCAGGAUGGUGAAUCCUUUUUGGGGGAUGUCUUUGCUGAGACGGCUAGCUCUUCUGAAAUGCAGGAAGAUGAGAACCCUAGACCCGAGGAGUCACAAAGCUGUUUCAAUGAUUCUGUGAAACACCAAUCUAAUCCAAGCGGAGACAUCGAGACCAUAGAGUCCUGUGAAGGACUUCCUCAGGGAGCAGAUACAGAAGCUGUUGAUAUUUCUAUAAUAAAACCAAACCAGAAAGACACAGGAGGAUGUCGUCAAAAGGAUGACGUGUGUCACCAGUCAAAUGAGAUCCAGACAGUCGGUAAAGAAGAAAACAACAUGGAUCUCGAGUCAGACAGAAGUGGCUGCGACAAACAAGCGGAGGCAUCUCCUUCUGCGAUUCUUCAGGCUCUGACAGAAACACAGACGGAGUACACAGAGCUCAAAAUAAAUAUUAAACAUGCAGCAAAACACCAGGCAGAGUCAUCAGACACCGAUGGGAUGGAUAGAGCUCCGAGUUCCACAGAGGUGUCGGAUCACCUUUUGGAGAGCGAGCAAAUGGAGCGAGGUACAGUAGAUGGGAGCCAGAUGGUUGUAGAUGGGCUGAGAGAAGGAACUCACAAGGUGGAAGGAGAGAGCUCAAAGAAAGUCACCUUCAUCCUGGAGCCUGAGCUCAUCAAUGACUCCACCCUGUCUGAGGCCAACACCUCCACAGAAACAAACGCUGAGCUGAGCUCUCAUGAUGAGACCAACACGGCUGAAUUCAUCGACCAGAUGUUCGAGGAGGUGCUGGAAUAUGCUGGAAGGAUGGAGGAGGAGAGGGGGGUCGAUGAAGACGCCGAGGACCACGACAGCGGUAUCGGCGCUUGUCCCGGGGACAAAGACAAGAUGGACACUGAGUCGGAGAAGAAGAAGAGUGAAGAAGAGGGGGAGUCCAAAGAAGAAGAGUGCGAUGCGAGCAAGAAGCUUGAAAGCAACAGAGAUGAGCUCACCUUUCCUCCCAGCGGCAUCCUCUCUCCCCUCAGCAAGUCUGUAGAGGCUGUGGUCACCCCUUUCCGACUGGCAGGGAGCCAGGACUCCAAUCCUUCCUCCCUGCUCUUGACUCCAGAAGAGACCACCACCCCUCCUGCAGAGUCGGCUCCUCUAUACAGUAUUGAUGCCUACCGCACUCAAAGACAGAGUCAUCUGCCCACCAUUCAGAGUGUCACUCCUGGGGUUCAGAGACGAGCACCAGAGAAGCUUCAGCCCGCCGUCAACACCAAGGAGACAAUCACGGCCCUCGGUGAAGAAGCAGGGAAGCUGCAGAAUGUGAUCAACCAGACCCUGCAGGCUCUGAGCUGCUGCACUGAUGAGGAGCAUGGACGGGGCUCGCUGGAGGAGGCUGAAGCGGAAAAACUACUUUUGGUCUCCUGUGAGAAACGCUCGUCCCUGCUGGCGGAGGUGGCCAGACUGAGAGAGGAGCGGAGCGCUGAGUCAGCGGAGGACGGCGAGUAUGUUUCCCAGCAGGCCUGCAGAGGCACCGUCAGCAUCACAAAGAUCCAGCUGCCUCUCAAGGUGGAGUUUGUCUGCUCCUCCCACAAACGCACAGGUCGGCCAAGUCACUACUUCUUUGUGCUGAUCCGCUACGGGCCGUGCAACAUCGUCGCCACCCCGCUGGCCACGGCUGCUGAUGCUCAGAACGGAGACACCAUCUCCUUCCCGACCGCCGUCACUCUGAAAGAUAUCCGCUCGUCCUUUGAGAUUGAUGUGGAGGUCUACAGCCUGUCCCACACUUCAGGUAGUAACUGCAGCGUGGACCGGACCACCACCAAGUCACGGGUCACGCCAAGAAAGCUUCUGAACACGAUCACAAGAUCCAGUAACAGUCUGACAUCUGGUGCUCUUCCUGCCCUCAACACUCGUCGCUCCAGCAACUUCUUUCUGGUGGGCUCCCACAAGAUCACCUUGGCCUCGCUGGGACACAGCAAGUUCCCCCUGGAUAAGAUGAAGCUUGAGGGCAAAAUCAGGAGGCUGCUGGGAGAUGAAUUUCAGGACAAGGUGCCUUUCCUCUCACCUCUGGAGGGCAACAUCUACCUGCGACUGGACAGUGAACGACACUCUAAUGUCCAGCACCACGGCUUCCUGACCAUGUUUGAGUUGAUCGGUGGAUACGGGGUGUGGCAUCGCCGAUAUUUUGUACUGGAGGGAUGCAACAUGUACCACUGGAACCACCCCAACGACAAAGAGACUAAGGAGGCAGAGGGCAGCCUUUCUCUGUCCAGCGCCCACAGCCGCUGCGUCAGGCCUGUGAAGAGAGACUCGUGUGCUCGACCUUUCACCUUCGAGCUGGUCAGCAACGUCCCGCCGCAGCAGGACUCCAGCUCCAAGUGUUGGUUUUCAGCCGACACCAAACAGGAGAGACUGGACUGGAUGGGGAAACUCAACCAGGCGCUGCUGGACUUUAACACGUGGAACCAAGCGGAGAGUGAGCAGUGGAGCUCGUCCAGCAGUGGGAGCCUGAGGGAGAGCAUCCUGUGACCGUCGCUCAGCCAGCAGACCACUCACACGGCUUCUAUCUAAUGUGAUCGAGCGACACUUGGUGCCUGUUGUUACUACAGAAGUAACCAGUUAAAAUGCCAAUACAACGCAUUGCUCUGCUCCCUCGUAUUCCCAGGUAUACACUUUGUAUUGCUGCAUGUAAAUAAGCCCAUAUCAUUACAUAUCUAAACCCAUAUUAUAUAAUACAGCGGAUGAGUUAACUGGGGAGGUAAAAGAUUGAAUGUAGUCUGUUCUGCCUGAUGUCUGUUCUUUUACAUGUAUUUCCAAAUGUCAGUCUGUCACUUUGUCGUAAAUGUUAUUCAUGUGAACUCAUCUAUGCACCUAAUUGGAGGUAUCUAUACAAUAAAUGGAUACAAAAACAGUG